Molecule: messenger RNA, 1528 nt
Organism: Cannabis sativa
Lineage: Eukaryota; Viridiplantae; Streptophyta; Magnoliopsida; Rosales; Cannabaceae
Product: strigolactone esterase D14-like
Exons: 2
Coding region: 512-1360 (282 amino acids)
Source: RefSeq, a predicted model, not a curated record
AUUAUAAUGCGCGAUGACACGGGCACAAUGUUAUAAUUAAAUAUGUACCGCACUUUAUAUAAAUAUUUAUAUGUUUUAAUUAUCUAAUCCAUUAAAAUUAAUAAUUAAUGAUCAACCUAUACACCUAGACCGACUGAUACAUCUCUUUGAAUAUAUAUAUAUAUAUAUAUAUAUAUAUAUAUAUAUAUUAGUAUUUUUCUUUUUUCUUUGAGAAAUGCACACCUUAAAUACUAAUCAAUUAUUGAAAGUCACGUAGAUAUAGAUAGUAUAGUGUUAGCAUCUUAAAUACUAAAUAGCAAAUUGCUCAUUUUUUUUAUAAUAAUAAAAUUCUGAAAAUCCCAAAAAUACAAAAAGAAAUAAUUAUAUUCACUAUAAAAAGGAUGCCAAGGCCGAACAUUGAAGAAAACACUUUACACAAACACUUAAAAGGAAAAGAGAAAAAAAAAACCACUUCCUCUCUAUUUUAUUUUUCUGUGUUCUUCCAUUAUAAUAUAAUUAUAUAAUUAACAAAAUGAUAGUUGAAAAAGAAACCGAGUCACGAGUCGAAGCUUAUUAUUCAUCGGCGAUGAACGCCAAAACCACUGGUUCAGGCGACGAAACUGUGGUUCUAGCUCACGGUUUCGGCGGCGAUCAAUCUUUGUGGGAGAAGAUCGUACCGGAGUUGGCCAAUCACUUCAAGGUUGUGGUGUUCGACUGGUCUUUCGCCGGCACCGCCGUUAAAGAUGACGGCAGUAGCCUCUUUGAUCCGGUGAAACACUCGUCGUACGAGGGUUUUGCUAACGACUUGAUCGGGUUGGUGGAGGAGCUGAACUUGAAAUCAGUUGUGUUUGUGGGUCACUCCAUGUCUGGUAUGAUUGGAUGUAUUGCUUCCAUUAAGAGACCUCACCUUUUUAAUGCCCUUCUUCUCAUCGGAGCUUCUCCUAGGUAUAUAAACACAGAGGAUUAUGAAGGUGGGUUUGAGAAGUCAGACAUAGAAGACAUCAUAUCAAACAUAGAAUCAAACUACUACAACUGGGCCACACACUUCGUUUCCCUGGUGGUGGACGCAUCCGAUCCUCCCUCAGCUGACAAGUUCGCGAAAUGUUUGAGUAGAAUGAAUCCAGAUGUCGCGCUCCAAUUGGCCAAAACGGUGUUCUAUAGUGAUGAGCGAGACAUACUGGAGAAGGUUGAGAUCCCCUGCACCAUCAUCCAAACUGGCAGCGAUAUAGUCGUCCCCAACUCCGUUGGAUUCUACAUGCAGAAGAAGAUGAUCAAGGCACCUUCAACGGUCGAGAUUAUCAGCUCAGCCAACGGUCAUUUCCCUCACCUGACUGCUCACCGUGAGCUUCUUGAUAUUCUUAGAGUCGUCCUGGGAUUUUAGACUUCUCUUUGCAGCAGCGAUGUAUAUUUUGUUUACCAAUUCUAAAAAUAGUUUAGACUCCUUUUAUUUAUUUAUUUAUUUAUUUUGGUAAAUGUUAAGUUAAUUAGUGACGUUCCUAUUAUUAUUAUUAUAAAUUAAUUAAUAUUGGUGUGGUUGUUAAUUUUGAAA